UUAAGGCCACGGAGAAAUCGACGCCUCGCUUUCCCCGCACUAAAAGACGCGCGAAAAAAGUGUACACAAUUUACUAUAAGUCAAAUGUCUUCCGUAUUUUAAUAUCUUUACGAUAGCAAUUAAAAAUAAUAAAAUGUGUUUUUAGUUACAACUAAUUGGAACCUGACGUGAUAAAAUCAUAAUUGAUUUUUAGUGACAAAAUGUUCUAAAAAUGUGGAAUAUAAAUCUUUGAUUGAUUUACAGAUUCCAUCUCCUGCAUGAAGCCGCAGUGCGAUGAAGCCUUUUAUAAAACAGGCGUUCGUGGUGAGCGGAGCGGCAUUGAACAUAGCCGGUCAUGGAUGCGCUCACGGCUUCCCGGCUGUCCUGUUCGCCCAACUCGCCAGAGAUGGCGGGCCCGUCACGCUGACAGAUCAUGACACAUCAUGGAUUGCGUCCGUAGUCGGCGUGAUGGGCAUCGUGGGAAACUUCGUCUCCCCCGUCUUGAUGACCAGGUUCGGCAGGCAGCGAGCCCACCUCAUCUCCACUCUACCAGCUCUGCUCGGAUGGGUGGUCUUCAUCUUCGGAAACACAGUCCCCCUCUUCAUCCUAGCAAGACUGUUACACGGAUUUGCGUUAGGUCUUAGAACACCGUUAGCAGCCAUUUUAGUAGCAGAAUACACAGACCCAAAGUACCGUGGUGCAUUUUUAGGAACAUUCGCCAUUUCACUCGGCAUGGGGAUAUUUUUGUCACAUUUAUGGGGAGCGCAUUUGACUUGGAAGAUAACAGCUGCAGUGUGCUCUCUAUUCCCUUUGAUAGCCAUGGCGAUAAUAAGUCUAUCUCCCGAGUCCCCAAGCUGGCUGGUCUCUAAAGGCAAGUUCGCUGAAGCACGGAAGGCUUUCAAAUGGGUCAGAGGCGAGGGGCCUGAGCAGCAGGAAGAACUAGAAGCUAUGAUUAACGCCCAGAAACUUGAAAAGGCAGAAAAACGACCCGAAUAUGUUGAAACACAUGUCUGUAACAACAUUUUCAAGAAAAUUAUUGAAGCCAUCGGUGAAGUUGUGAAGAUCUUCAAAAAGAAAGAGUUCUAUAAGCCGGCCAUUAUUGCUAUUAGUAUGCUGGUUGUAUUUGAGUUCGGUGGAGCACAUAUGGUGGCUGCUUAUGGUAAUAUUAUUCUGCAGGUGGUUUUGGACAAGAAGGAUCCCAAAGACGUCGCGUGGCAGUUCACAGUGAUAGACUUGUUGAGGACAGUGUGUGCGUUCUUAGCUAUCUUCCUACUGAAAUACUUCAAACGCAGGACUAUUUUGUUCUCGAGUGGUGUGAUGACUGUUCUAUCAAUGACAGCAAUUUCAGUAUUCGUGUAUUUGAGAAGAGCUGAAGUCUUUACGGAACCUUGGAUGUUGGACAUAGUUCCUAUGGCUUUAAUGAUAUUGUACACUUUAUCGUUCUGUUUAGGGCUAGCUCCUCUAAAUUGGGUGAUAUGUGGUGAAGUGUUUCCAUUAGCAUAUAGAAGUUUAGGAUCAACGCUAUCCACGUCAUUUUUGACUCCUUCUUUUGUGAUUUCUAUGAAAUCAGCACCGCAUUUGUAUUCCUCAGUUGGUGUCGAAGGUGCUUACUUAGUUUAUUCAGCAAUUUUGACUGUAUUUCUAAUUAUAAUGUAUGUUUUAUUGCCGGAAACUAAAGAUAGGACUUUACAAGACAUAGAAGAUAGUUUUAAAGGUAAGAGAAGUGGUGACCCGGAAGCUCAGAUGAAGCUUAUUAUAAAAGAAGAAGGAGUCGUGGUCAAUUAGUGUGUAAUAUUUGAGCCAUUCCAAAAAUAAUGAGUCGAGGACACCACCACAUAUGACAUGCAGUUAGCGAAAGAAAAUUGGUAGAAAUACGAAAUACAAAAAAAAAAUCGAGAUUAGUUACGAAUUAACUUCUAGACCCAAAAUAUGUUUUCUUAGUAAAUACAGGGUAUAUUUUUUAACUUUAAAAGAAAAUAUUGUAAGUGUAAAUGACAAUGAUAAGAGUUUCAAAUCUUAACUGGAAAAUCUUUCCGUCUUGCUAUUAUCCGAAUUAAUUUGAUGCCUGGGUUCAAAAAUAUAUUCCGAGUUUACUUUUGCCAAUGACGUAAUAUGGUAGGUCAUAUAUUAUUUUUAUCUUAUAACAUGCUCUCCUUUAUAAGUGUGAUUUAUACUGUUUAGUGAGAUUAAAAAUAAUUAUAAAUAGUAUUUUCUUAUAUGGAAUAUUUUUAAGAGCAGAUAAUAGUUUUAAACAUUAGGUACUUUUAAGAUGACAGAAUUGUACAAAUAGAUACCAAUAAUAAUAGAUUUUGUUACAUAUAA
Messenger RNA from Helicoverpa zea (corn earworm), 2301 nucleotides. Its product is annotated as facilitated trehalose transporter Tret1-like. Gene Ontology annotation, biological process: transmembrane transport. NCBI's taxonomy places the organism in Eukaryota, Metazoa, Arthropoda, Insecta, Lepidoptera, Noctuidae. Gene Ontology annotation, cellular component: membrane. Bases 274 to 1764 code for a protein of 496 amino acids. Gene Ontology annotation, molecular function: transmembrane transporter activity. The transcript is spliced from 4 exons. The record is from RefSeq and is a predicted model, not a curated record.